Messenger RNA from Aplysia californica (California sea hare), 1722 nucleotides. RefSeq names its product lipoxygenase homology domain-containing protein 1. NCBI's taxonomy places the organism in Eukaryota, Metazoa, Mollusca, Gastropoda, Aplysiida, Aplysiidae. Gene Ontology annotation, molecular function: protein binding. The record is from RefSeq and is a predicted model, not a curated record.
AUAGCUUUGGGAACCGAAGCAAGCAGUGGAUAACGCUCUAUUUAUGGAACCGGUGAUGCUCUUGUAUUAGCUGGAGAUAUGUUCUCUAGUAGAUUUUUUCCAUUUUAAGCACAAGAACUCAUCAUGUCUGCAACGGGGGGCUCAUUUAUGCAACAGCCAAACAACAACAGUGAGGCUGUCAGCAGAUGUAUGGUGGGCCCUGAUGCGCCCUUAUCAAGUCACCUUAGAUUCAAACCACAUCCUCCAUUUGCUGCAGGAAAACCUAAAGCAAGGCCUAGGCCAUAUUCAGCUCCUUCUAGAAGACAAGACACAUCAUACACCGUUCCUUGGCAUGGACCAAAAUUUACAGAACCCAAAAAUCCAACUCGCUUCUACAAUGUUUCACUCAUAAACCAUAGGCCUAUUGAGUCUGAUGUUAGCAGACAUGCUCCUUAUGCAGCAAGAAAAAUGGAAGCAUUCAUCAACUCUACUCUGGGUUAUCCUCGUGUAGAAAAUGGUCACAGUGUACCAAUUCCAUCAUACGAUCCGCUCAAUGAUCCCCAUUUAUCAGAAUACUUUGAGCGGCGUUUCAACUCUAUACAGAUGGAAGAGCUGAGGCGACAGAGACUUCUUCGUCCUCGGAGUGCUGGCAGCUAUGGAAGAAAUGGUCUCCUCACUAAGAGAAGACGGAUCGGGACUGGCGAUGAUAAUGUGCUUUAUAAAGUUGCUGUGACUACAGGAACCCUGAAGAACUGUGGCACUGAUGCUAAGGUUUUCAUCAGAAUGAAAGGGACCAGAGGCAAGAUCCCAAAGACUCGUCUCACCAAAAAGGCAGGCUCUGUCAAGUCUGGAAAGGGAGUGGCAUUUCGAUUUGCCAAGGGAUCAACCCAUGUGUUCAAGAUCUGGGGACCAUCCAUUGGGGAUCUAAAGUCCAUCAGCAUUGAGACAUCAGCUCUCAAGAAGGAAGAGGCUUGGUACCUUCAGGAGGUUGAGGUUGUCAACACAAAAAACAAAAAGUCGUGGCAUUUUUUCUGCAACCAGUGGUUCUCUCUGUACCAUGGCGACUGCCAGGUUUCCAGAGAGUUGUUCCCCGCACAAGCUUCUAAAACAGAAUACGAGGUCGUCACGGUGACCGGAGAGAGGCAAGGUGCUGGAACGAAUUCGAACGUCUUCAUGACCUUGUUUGGGAAAACUGGGACAACCUCAAAGAUUCAUUUGAAGAACAACAACAAGAGCCUGUUCACUAAGGGCUCCAGCGAUGUGUUCCGGUUCAAGUCCAACUGUGUGGGUCCAAUGACCAAACUGAGGAUAGAACACGACAACACUGGCUUUGCUCCGGGGUGGUACUUGGAGAGGGUGGUGAUAACAGAUCUGAAGAAUUCUCAGUGGAAAUACUUCUUUCCUUGUGGCCAAUGGCUUGCUAAAGAUGAAGGUGAUGGAGAAAUCAGCAGAGACCUCCUUGGUAACCGAGAUCCUUUGGCAAUCAGAAAGCCGAGCAAGUACAAGGUAACAGUCUACACUGGCAACAAAGGUGGAGCAGGGACUGACGCCAACGUGUCCAUCACGAUGUUUGGGGAGUUUGGAGACUCGGGGGAGAAAAAACUGACAAAGAGCAGAACCAACUGCUUUGAGAGGAAUUCAACUGAUGAGUUCAUUGUGCAGUGUCCCAAGCUGGGCAGACUGGACCGGGUCAGAGUGGGCCACGAUAAUUCUGGGUUUGGGCCAGGCUGGUUCCUCGAUAAG